AAGUGUACUUUCAUCGUUCUUCUUGAUUCUCAUUCUCUCAAUUUAUCCGCAGAUUCCAUACUGGUCAGUCAGUUUGGAGCUCAGCAAACUUGUUAUCAAUAAACCAACAAUGAACUCCACCCACUAUUAAUUCUCAAUUCUUUUCUCUUUUGGAUAAUCUGUUCUAAUACCAUUUCAUUGGUGUCUUCAAGGUGUUCUACGUAAUUCCCCAAUCAUUUUUAUGAUUUGAGUGACAUUAUGACGCUGAUGAUUCAUCAGUUGCAAACUUCACAUAUAUGGACGUCACCUCGGGUUUCUCAUUUCAACAAAUCUUGUUCUUCGUCUACCAAGAGGAAUUUGGUUCCGAUUUGCUGUUGGUCAGUGAUGCGUCCAACUGUUCGUGCUUGCUCGUUUUUUAGGCAAGAUGAAGGAAAGUGGAAAGUCAGAUCACAAGAAACAUGCAAUAAGAAUAAUAAGCCUGCAUCUUUACAUGUUUCAAGAGCGGCAUCUCUUAAGAUGAAUUUAGAAAAUGCGCAGGUUGAGAAGAUUGUACCUGGAAUUCAUACUGAUCCCAAAAGAGCGCUGCUUUUGUGGACAUCUCUGAAGGACCGCCAGGGUGAACUUCUUGUAGGAUCUAUGUUGUCAUAUAUCCUACUCAAAUUAGCACAGUUAAAUUUUGUCAAGACAUUUAUGAAGAUGGUACAUAGCUUACAUCCGCAUGUGCUUCAAGCUUUUGAGGCUAAUACCUCACCUUUCGCUUGUAUAUCUAAUUCGAAACCUGUUCCUCUUGGACUGGAUGUCUCCUUGCCAUCAUUUCAAGAUAUUAAAUGGAAUUUUGGACGAUUAGCGUAUUUAUUCAACAUGCACCUGGAAAGAAAUAUUGGCACGUUCUUAAUAGUCCUCCUUGUGGCAUGUUUCUCUUUUGUCCUCAUCGGAGGUUUCUUAUUCUUCAAAUUCAGGAAUCAGUCUCAGUCACUUGAGGAAUGCAUGUGGGAAGCUUGGGCAUGCCUUUGUUCAUCAUCUACGCACUUAAGACAAAGAACACGUCUAGAACGUGUUCUUGGUUUCAUACUUGCUAUAUGGGGCAUUUUAUUUUAUUCUCGCUUACUGAGUACAAUGACGGAAGAAUUCAGGAGUAAUAUGCAAAGGCUCAGAGAAGGAGCUCAAGUUCAAGUUAUGGAACAAGAUCAUAUUAUUAUUUGUGGAAUAAAUAGUCACUUGAAUUUUAUAGUAAAGCAGUUAAAUAAGCAUCAUGAGUUCGCGGUUCGCUUAGGUACUGCCAAAUCUAGGAGGCAAAGAAUACUUCUCUUAUCUGAUCUUCCAAGGAAGCAGAUGGAUAAGAUUGCGGAUAGUGUAGCUAAAGAUCUAAACCAUAUAGAUAUCCUUACAAAGAGUUGUAGCCUAAGUUUGACGAAAUCCUUUCAAAGAGCAGCGGCUGAGAAGGCACGCUCAGUCAUAAUAUUGCCAACAAAAGGAGAUCGGUACCAAGUUGACACAGAUGCAUUUCUUUCCGUGUUAGCUCUUCAGCCACUUUCAAAGAUGGCAUAUGUUCCCACCAUUGUUGAGGUCUCAAAUUCCAGUACAUGCGCGCUUUUGAAAUCAAUUUCAGGGUUAAACGUGCAGCCAGUUGAAAAUGUUGCAUCCAAAUUAUUUGUUCAAUGCUCUCGGCAGAAGGGAUUGAUAAAGAUAUACAGGCACUUACUUAAUUAUCGAAAAAAUGUAUUCAACCUUUGCAGCUUUCCAAGCCUUGCAGGAUUGAAGUAUAGGACUCUUAGGCGUGGAUUUGAUGAGGUAGUUGUCUGUGGGAUCUAUAGAAGCGGGAAUAUAUAUUUCCAUCCUAAGGAUGAUGAAGUAUUGAAGGAAACUGACAAGGUUUUAUUCAUAGCACCUGUUGAUGGUAGGACAAAACCCCAGUUACUUUCUGAAGUAUCCAUAGAAGAAGAUACUACUUCUCAAAUUCAAGAUCUUGAAAAGACAAGCGACUCUUCCAGUCACAUUGCAAAACUGAGAAAAAGGAUUGAGAAUACUGUUCGUCGGCCUCCGAAAUCAAGUUCCAAGGCAUCAGAAGCGAGUGUAGGACCAAAAGAGUGCAUACUUAUGCUAGGCUGGCGACCUGAAGUUAAUGAGAUGAUUCUCGAGUACGAUAAUUAUCUGGGACCUGGCAGCAAACUUGAAAUAUUAUCAGAUGUGCCAAUUAAUGAGAGAACCAAAGUAACCAACUUUUCUGGCAAAGAUAAACUCAAAAACAUUGAAGUCUCUCACAGGAUUGGAAAUCCCAUGAAUUUUGAUGUCCUAACAGAAGCCAUUUUGAAAAUUCAAAAUUCUCUUAAGAAAGCAGAAGGGAUUCCUUUGUCAAUAGUUGUAAUAUCCGAUAGAGAGUGGCUUGUCGGAGAUAUAAGCAGAAAAGACAAGCACGCAGCAUAUUCUCUUCUUCUUGCUGAAAACAUUUGCAAUGCACAUGGUGUUAAGGUGGCACACCUGGUUGCCGAAAUUGUAGACACGAAGUUGGGCAAACAGAUUACAAGAAUGAAACCAUCUCUGACAUACAUUGCAGCAGAGGAAAUAAUGAGCCUUGUAACAGCUCAAGUGUCAGAGAAUGGCGAACUUAAUGAAGUCUGGAAAGACAUUCUUAAUGCAGAAGGAGAUGAAAUAUAUGUCAAGGAUAUUAAUCUCUAUAUGAAAGAAGGGGAAAAUCCAUCAUUUUCCGAACUCUCUGAAAGGGCAAAUUUGCGGCGAGAAGUUGCCAUUGGUUAUGUAAAACACAACAAGAAGGUUAUAAAUCCAAAUCCCAAAUCUCAGCCACUUUCCCUGGAGACGACGGACUCAUUAAUCGUAAUCGCUGAGCUUGAAAUGGAACCCCCAUACAAUGUAAAUAAAAUGUAAAAUCUUCAUACGAUGGUUGAAUAUUGAUUUAGCCUCUGUUUUUUCAUGAUUGCUACAGGGGUUACCAAAUUCGAUGGGACGCACAACUGGGUCCACUGGAUUGGUAGCCCUGUGGAAUUUCAUAACCCUCAGUAGCAGCCUUGUAUUUUUUUUUCAGUGGCCCGUUCUUACAGCUUGGUGCUGUGCUUGUAUUCCAUUACUAUUCAUUAUUUUAACAUUUUUGUUUUCCUUCAGUGAAAUAUGUAAAUCAAUCCUCUUCCUGUUUCUGAUUGC
This is a messenger RNA of Papaver somniferum (opium poppy), 3135 nucleotides long. RefSeq names its product putative ion channel POLLUX-like 2. The transcript is spliced from 24 exons. NCBI's taxonomy places the organism in Eukaryota, Viridiplantae, Streptophyta, Magnoliopsida, Ranunculales, Papaveraceae. The coding region runs from base 238 to 2862 and encodes 874 amino acids. The record is from RefSeq and is a predicted model, not a curated record. Gene Ontology annotation, biological process: monoatomic ion transport.